AGCUAGGGCUGUUACUAUAAACCGCUGCAACUUGUGCCCUUUUUUUUCUCUACCCCGUCCAUCCUGCACUCGCAGAAGAUAGAAAAUUCUCCGGAAAGCCAAAUAAAAAAUGAAAGCCUGCGAGCUCUGCAAGUUUCCGGCGAGGACGUUCUGUGAAUCGGAUCAGGCGAGCUUGUGUUGGGACUGCGAUGCUAAAGUGCACGGAGCCAACUUUCUAGUGGCGAGACAUGUGAGGUGUCUCCUCUGCCAAACGUGCCAAUCUCUGACACCCUGGAGAGCCGCCGGGACAAAGCUUGGCCGGACUGUUUCGCUGUGCCAGAGCUGCGUUAGCGGUGGCGAGGGAGCUGAGAGCGAGGCCGAAAAUGAGGAUGAUGAUGUUUAUACCAGUGAUGAUGAAUCGAUUGAGGAUGACGGCGAUAUGGACGAGGAGGAGGAGGAGGAGGAGGAGGAUGGAGAUAAUCAAGUGGUGCCGUGGUCCUCGGAAGAAAAUACGCGUCUGCCGGCUUCGUCUUCUUCAAGUAGCGCAGAAUCUGGCUGUGCAAAAGAGGUCUCUGAAACUGUUAACACAUUUUCUUUGAAAAGAACGCGAGAAAGUUCUACAGAUCUUCGGACUCAGGAUUUGCUGUCGUUGAUGCCAUCGGACGUUCUCGACUAUUCGUCUUCUCGGCGGAAGUACGGCUCGGCAUCAGCGAGUCGGCGGAGACUAGAGGAGGAAGAGGCGGUUUCUGCCGACGCAACGAGGCCGUUGAAAGAACGACGGAUUGAAAUGGACUAUCCUGCGGUUCAUAUUUCCGGUUCGGUCCCGGCGGCAGCCGUUAAUUUGUUCAGGAGAUUAGGGUCAAAAAACUUGAAUAAAGAAUCCCAAUCCUUUGAUCUCAAUUCCUAGGGGAAGUGCCAUGUCGUUAGGUGAUCUGAUUGACCUCUUCUAACCAGUCUUAUUCAUAUUUGAUUGAGCGCUGACCAAUUAAAGAGUUAAUUUGUUUUGAUUUCUUCUAAGGCUGUAACUGCUCUUAACGUGAUGUACUUCCUGUUUGCUUGAUGAACAUAAUGCUAUUCUAUGGGUGUGUUUGGAAAACUCUCCUCGUAAGCAUCUCGCUUUAGAAUUUUGUAA
Messenger RNA from Rubroshorea leprosula, 1111 nucleotides. NCBI's taxonomy places the organism in Eukaryota, Viridiplantae, Streptophyta, Magnoliopsida, Malvales, Dipterocarpaceae. The record is from the annotation of a GenBank genome assembly.